UCAACUUGGAAAGUUUUUUUUCUCGGCCGAGCGGGGGAGGGGGCGUCGUCCUAGCGCGUGCGGUUGUGGGUGUGUGAGCUCUGGUGUGUUUGUGAGUCCCGACUGCGGUGUGUUGGCGGGGCCCGUUGAGGGGUUGUCCCACCCCCCUGGAGGAAGUUGGCUCGGGGCCCUUUUGGGGGACCCAGCUCCCUAGGAUCCUACCCGGGGAGAGGGCCGCCCCGGCCCCGGGCCGGGGUGAACGCACGGGGGGGGCGGGUUUGUUUGGUUUCAAAAGUGCACGUUGCUAACCGCCGGCAGUCCCCCCCAACCCCCCGCCGCGGCUGAGCCGGGGAGGGGCCCCCGAGAGUGACAGCUGCGGGUGGGGGCAGCGGGAAGGUCCCGGAGCUGGUGGGGGGGGCGGGAGCCCGCUCGAGUUCCCCUUUCCUUUGGAACAAAGGAAAGUCUGUUUCUGAGGCAUCUGUCACUCCCAGGCGGGCCAAGGAAACGGGGCGCGUGGGGCCGGCUACCCGAAGAAAGUUUAUGCGUGCCGGGACCCUCGGACAGGCGAAGCGUGUGCCGAGCCUCCCGCGGGGGAAACGCGCAGUCUCCGGGGCAGGGGGCGGCCAACAUGGAGUCUGGGCGCAGGGUUGGGGGGGGCGGUGCGGAGGUGGGAGCCCAGCCCCCUCCCCUCCCCCUCCGGGCCGAGUUCGGAGCACAAAGCCGAGCGCGCAGGCUCGGCCGGCCCCGCGCCCCGAAGAGUCAGCCAGCGCCGUGUGGCGGGGGAAGGGGGUGGGAACCAAACUUUUUCCUGCCCCGGGACAGACACGCUUGCCCGAGGUCCAGCCUAGCCCCUAGACAUCAUGUCAGACAGUGAUUUGGGUGAGGAUGAAGGCCUCCUCUCCCUGGCAGGCAAGAGGAAGCGCAGAGGGAACCUACCGAAGGAGUCAGUGAAGAUCCUCCGGGACUGGCUGUACUUGCACCGCUAUAACGCGUAUCCCUCAGAGCAGGAGAAGCUGAGCCUUUCUGGACAGACCAACCUGUCAGUGCUGCAGAUAUGUAACUGGUUCAUCAAUGCCCGGCGGCGGCUUCUCCCAGACAUGCUCCGGAAGGACGGCAAAGACCCCAACCAGUACACCAUCUCCCGCCGUGGGGGUAAGGCCUCAGAUGUGGCCCUCCCCCGGGGCGGCAGCCCCUCAGUGCUGGCUGUGUCUGUACCGGCCCCCACCAAUGUGCUGUCUUUGUCUGUGUGCUCCGUGCCACUCCACUCGGGGCAGGGAGAAAAGCCAGCAGCCACGUUUCCACAAGGGGAGCCAGAGCCCCCCAAGUCCCUCGUGACCCCUGGUAGCACACUCACUCUGCUGACCAGGGCCGAAGCUGGAAGCCCCACGGGUGGACUUUUCAACACACCACCACCCACACCCCCAGAGCAGGACAAGGAGGACUUCAGCAGCUUCCAGCUGCUGGUGGAGGUGGCACUACAGAGGGCUGCUGAGAUGGAGCUCCAGAAGCAGCAGGACCCGCCGCCCCCAUUACUACGCACUCCCAUGUCCUUAGUCUCUGAAAACCCCAAGUAGGCAUCUGCCACAGGGGUGCUUGAGCCAGCUGUCCUAGGCUUCCGUUUUGGUUCCAUUUCCUACAGAGGGUUUCCUUUGGAUCACUGCCAAAUGUCGGGAUCAUCUCCUCUGUCCAGAGGUCUUCGGCAGGAAGACGCCAGCUGGUGUCACUGCACUGUGAUGGGACCUCUCCUCUGCUGACUCCGCUGUUUCUCCAGCCUCCUCAGUGAUGAGCCCAAGAGAUUGGAGACAGGCAUGGUGCUGCUGCUGUUUCUUCAGAGAACCCCCCCGGGACAUCUUUGUUCCAGCCUGCUUUCCUGGGCUGGGCACAGGGAACCUACCACGUUCAGACCUACGCUGGGUCCAAGUUGCCUCUGACAAGGCCUCUUUGUUAAGCCAGGUGUGGACAUUCCAAGUUCGUAAGUGUGAACGAAAGAAAAAAGGAACCCAGCAGAUGUAACAGAACUGACUCCAGUUGAAUGUUUAGGUUUUCGCUAAACUUUGUGUUUAUUUUUCCCCUUUGCUGUGGUUUGCAUUAACGGGAGUAGUUAGCCCAGGUGUGGGGAGUGAGAGUACGUUGUGUGAUGGAGUCUGAUGAACUGGGAAUAAUCCAACACUGCAAUUGGUGAUUGUCUUACAAGAAAGUAUUUUCAUUUGGGGGACCAGCCAUAUCUCUGCAAAAUUCCAUGGUUGUUUUAUUGUUGGUUUGGUUUACCAAAAAAUACUGUAUGGGCUUUGGCUUAUCUCUGUCAUGCAGAAAAGGGGAUAAAGCCACAGCCAGUGAGAGGGUCCAACAAAGAAUCUGACCAAACCUUCUAAGUGCAGAGCAGAGAAGGAUGUUAAAAACAGAGAAGUGGUUUUGGGGGGGGGGUUGUUUUUUUUUGUUUUUGUUUUUUGGGGGGUUUUUUUGGUUUGUUUUUACUGUAGUGGGGGUGGGGGUAGGGAGGUAAGCUAGAUUGCGGCAGUGGGGUGGUUUUUUCUUUCUCUUUAAUUGUUUUCCCCUUCUUUAUCCUUCAGAGCUUCACCCCCCAGCCUGAGUUUUUAAUUCCUUCUAGGAACUUGGAUUACUGGGGCAAGAAUGUUUAAAGCUCCCUAUAGCUCCUACUUGGAGAGAAGUGAGCCAUCUACUGGUCAGGAAGCCCUUUUAGCGGACUCACACAGGCAGCGUUCCCCAUGAUGGUGGGAGGAAACUAUUCCUGGAGGAAGCAUGGAAUAGUACCCCAGCUGCCUGGGGAACUGCCCUGAGGCUGGAAAUCGGUUCUGAAGCUUGUUCGCUGUGUCUUUGUGUUGCACGUUUCUUUAAAGUCGAGUGGCAGAAGCCCCUGCCCUGUACUUCACAGUGAAACAGAUCACACUUAGUCUUACUCUCCUCCCUCCUCCCCAGUUUUUACUUUGCUGUUUCAUUGCUGACAGCAUUCAACAGCAGUACACCCCAUCUUUAGUAUAUCCUAAGAAACACUAAUCCUAGGUUAUUAGCUGAAAUAUUUUUGUUCUGAGUAACAUUGUUACUGGGUCAAAAGACAGGUCAGGAACCCUAGCCUGUAGUUUCCUAAAGUUGCCAGGUUAGGCACGGGGAGAGUUCGUGGGUGUUGGCUGAGCCUGGCUGGGAGAAGGGCAGCAGUGUGAGUUCUGUCCUUUCUGGGAUGACCCCUGAAGGCUUCAAGGGGGCUCCCCAACUCCUGAGUAGCUUGGCCCGUUCAUUGCUGUGGGAAUGGGGAUUGGGUGGUUAAGACAGGGAGUGUUGCUCUCUAUUAGUGGGCAAGUUCUCCGGGCUCUCUCCUUUGCUCCCAUGCCCUCCCUGUGCCCUCUCCUUGCAUGCCCCGGGGGGAUCAGGGAUCCUCACCCUCCUGAGGCCCAGCCGGGGAAGAAUCAACAUGGCAGCUUCAAAAUCAGUUGAAGCUACUGCUUGCCCAGCCUCUUCCACCCCAGCCGUGUCUGUGAGCCCAGGUCUGGUGUGACUGCUACAAGUCCCCUACUUGAAGCAGGGGGACCCUGGAAGUGUAUUGGGCUGGGGUGGGAUCUUCCCUUCCCACAGUGCACUGAGCAGUGGAGGUGGUAAGGGGUGAGGGAGCCAUGCUGCUGAAUUCUGGUUGGCAUUCCCCCCUUGUACGAGAUGGGGAGGCUGGCAGUGGGCCAGCCUCUGCUCUGUUUGGUUGUGAGAUAAACCUGGAGGAGAAGCACAGUUACCCGUUGAAUUAUUUGAGCAAAGAACUACUGUAAAUAACUUUUGUUCUUGUCUUUUGUCAAAUAAAGUUGUUUUUUUGUUUUUGUUUUUCAAAGCA
This is a messenger RNA of Sus scrofa (pig), 3814 nucleotides long. It is a transcript of the gene TGIF2, whose product is annotated as TGFB induced factor homeobox 2. The record is from RefSeq and is a predicted model, not a curated record. Lineage: Eukaryota; Metazoa; Chordata; Mammalia; Artiodactyla; Suidae. Gene Ontology annotation, molecular function: DNA binding. Gene Ontology annotation, biological process: regulation of DNA-templated transcription.